Myotis myotis is the source of this 995-nucleotide messenger RNA. It is a transcript of the gene SIT1, whose product is annotated as signaling threshold regulating transmembrane adaptor 1. The coding region runs from base 136 to 666 and encodes 176 amino acids. Lineage: Eukaryota; Metazoa; Chordata; Mammalia; Chiroptera; Vespertilionidae. The transcript has 5 exons. Gene Ontology annotation, cellular component: plasma membrane. Gene Ontology annotation, molecular function: kinase binding. The record is from RefSeq and is a predicted model, not a curated record. Gene Ontology annotation, biological process: T cell homeostasis; regulation of T cell activation; signal transduction.
AGUAUUGGGGAUGAUGAGCUGUGGGGGCCAGGCCGAGGAGGGGUGGGAGUAAGGGGGGCUGCUGCAGCUGUCAGACCAUAAGCCAGGCUCACGCCCAGGCUCAGGCCUGCAGACUCGGCUCCCACAUCAAUAGUCAUGAGCAGCGGUGCCAACUGCACGGAUCAGCUAGGGCCCGGAAUUCCCUCCUUCCCCCAGGCCUGGGGAUUGUGGGCCCUCUUAGGGGCUGUGACGCUGCUGCUUCUCAUCUCGCUGGCUGCACACUUGUCCCGAUGCAGUAGUGGCUGGAGAAGAAACCGUUCAGGAGGCGGACAGUCUGGAGGGUCUGUGGAAGAGGUCCCCCUGUAUGGGAACCUGCAUUAUCUGAAGACAGGACGACUGUCUCAAGAACCAGGGCCAGACCAGCAGGAUCCCACACUUGGAGGCCCCACCAGGGCUGCAGAGGAGGUGAUGUGCUACACCAGCCUGCAGCUGCGGCCUCCUCAGGGCCGGAUCCCCAGCCCUGGAACCCCCAUCAAAUACUCAGAGGUGGUGCUGGACGCUGAGCCGAAGCCCCAGGCCUCUGGCCGGGAGCCGGAGCUCUAUGCCUCCGUGUGUGCCCAGACGCGCAGAGCCCGGGCUUCCUUCCCGGACCAGGCCUAUGCCAACAGCCAGACUGCACCCAGCUGAGACGGAGGGCCUGGCAUCGCCCCAGCUUCCUCUGUUGCAGGGGUGACGGCUACCCUGUUCCGGGCAUGACUGUUUCCCAGCAAACCCCCAAAGACAGUCAGCCAUCGCCCCAUCACAGGAGGUGAUGUUCCCCAAGCCUCCUAUCUGACCUGAGGGAGAUAAGUCAGGGGGAAAGCAGGCCCCUGUUUCUUGAGGAUGGAGAAAGCAGAGGCAGUGCCCCCCUCCUCGCUUCCUCCUCCUUCCGGAGUCUUACCAGGUCCUCCCCGCUAUUGCUCUCAUACACUGUACUGCUGACACCUCAGUGUCUCCUCAGACACAGGAAGUGGGCA